Xenopus laevis (African clawed frog) is the source of this 2032-nucleotide messenger RNA. It is a transcript of the gene oxtr.S, whose product is annotated as oxytocin receptor S homeolog. Gene Ontology annotation, cellular component: membrane; plasma membrane. NCBI's taxonomy places the organism in Eukaryota, Metazoa, Chordata, Amphibia, Anura, Pipidae. The transcript has 2 exons. Gene Ontology annotation, molecular function: G protein-coupled receptor activity; oxytocin receptor activity; peptide binding. The record is from RefSeq and is a predicted model, not a curated record. The coding region runs from base 729 to 1898 and encodes 389 amino acids. Gene Ontology annotation, biological process: cellular response to hormone stimulus; signal transduction; positive regulation of vasoconstriction.
CUCUGCGGUCUCGUUGUUAAACGCCCGUGUCCUGCAGCGCCAUCUAGUGGCCAUCGAGUAGAACAGUUUAAUUCAUUCGCAAUAAGCGUUUAUUAAUCUCCUGGAGACUUUGUUGCCGCUGCUUUUCCCUCUCACGCUCUCUCCCAGCCGAGUGUUCGCAGCCUCGUAGCUUAUUGUGCUGGAAGGUUGGACCCGCGUUGCCAAAUCUCACUUUAAUGAGGAAUCUCCCUCCAAACAGGGAGCAGCACUUGGGCGCACGGUGGGGCUGCAGCUGGGACUAGCGGGUAGGAGCGAUUCUCAAGCGUUAGAACUGAGUUAAUAGGAGUUUUAAGUGGGAGAGGAGAUCCAGGGGGAUAUGAGUGUUUGCCCAGGGAAAUGGAGUUGGGAGCUGCCUGCCUAUGCCCAGGGAAGGUCAAUGGACCCUGAGAUAUAAAUGAGACGUUACUGGGCUGAGGGACAUGAAUAUUCCAUUUUCCCUGUUCCUCACUUGAUUUAGGAGGGGAUCUGGCCCCGGGGGAGGGAGGGGCUGACAGAGAAGACCACGUCUACCUCCUCAUCUUCAAGGGGAGCUCAGCUUUGAUGAGAGCAGCCACAAGUGCUCCACUGCAGUUUGUGGACUUUCUUAUUGGACACGGUUGCAAAAAGGAAUCUUGUCUCCAAGGAAUGAUACAAUGUAACCAGGCUCCACGUGUUUCCUCCAAGUCAGAUCUUCUUCUACAGCACUGGACAUGGAGCCCUGCACCCAACUUGCAUGCCCUGUUCCCCUGCUCAAUGGCUCCUUUGGCAACUUCAGCCUGGAGAACAGGAGCAGUCCCACCAAUGCCACCAGGGACCCCCUGAAAAGGAAUGAGGACGUUGCUAAGGUGGAGGUAGCAGUUUUAGCCCUGAUCUUGUUCUUGGCCCUGGCAGGUAAUAUCUGUGUGCUGGUGGCGAUCCACAUUAACAGGCACAAGCACUCUCGCAUGUAUUUCUUCAUGAAGCACCUGAGUAUAGCAGACCUGGUGGUUGCCUUGUUUCAGGUGUUGCCUCAGCUCAUCUGGGACAUCACCUUUAGGUUCUAUGCACCUGACUUUGUCUGUAGGAUAGUCAAGUACCUGCAGGUGGUGGGGAUGUUUGCCUCCACCUAUAUGCUCCUGUUGAUGUCCCUGGACAGGUGUUUGGCUAUCUGUCAGCCCCUGAGGUCCCUCCACAGGAGGUCAGACUGUGUCUAUGUGGUUCUCACAUGGAUUUUAAGUUUUCUUCUGAGUGUCCCUCAGAUGCACAUCUUCUCCCUUAAGGAUGUAGGGAAUAAGGUGUAUGAUUGCACCGCCGAUUUCAUCGAACCUUGGGGACUGAAAACCUAUAUCACCUGGAUAACCAUGACUGUGUACAUCUUACCAGUGAUGAUCCUCAGCGUGUGCUACGGACUCAUCAGCUACAAGAUCUGGCAGAAUAUACGGCUGAAGACCAUGUGUGAGAGCAGCGUGAGGCUGAGUUCCAACAGGAGGGCCACCUUAUCUAGAGUCAGCAGUGUCAGGCUUAUCUCCAAAGCUAAAAUCAGGACAGUGAAAAUGACCUUCAUCAUCGUGUUGGCUUAUAUUGUGUGCUGGACUCCCUUUUUCUUUGUCCAGAUGUGGUCAGUGUGGGACCCCGAUGCACCAAAAGAAGCCUCUUUGUUUAUCAUCGCCAUGCUCCUGGGGAGUCUGAACAGCUGCUGCAACCCAUGGAUCUACAUGCUCUUCACUGGGCAUCUCUUCCAUGACCUUCUGCAGCGCUUUCUGUGCUGCUCCGCUCACUACCUGAAGUCCAGCCAGCAGGGCAAUGACAUGAGCACCAGCAGGAAAAGCAACUCUUCCACCUUUGUGCUCAGCCGUAAGAGUUCCAGCCAGAAGAGCAUCACUCAGCCCUCUAUUGCCUGAGAACGACAAACAAGGCCUGAGGACUUAUAGGUCUCUCUCUCUGAGACUGGCAGUGGACUGUAACUAGGGUUGCCAACUGGCUGAUAUUUUACCGGCCUGGCCAAUAAAAAUGGUCGCUGAUCCUAAUGUUAUUA